Molecule: messenger RNA, 962 nt
Organism: Olea europaea var. sylvestris
Lineage: Eukaryota; Viridiplantae; Streptophyta; Magnoliopsida; Lamiales; Oleaceae
Product: auxin-induced protein 22D-like
Exons: 3
Coding region: 135-662 (175 amino acids)
Biological process (GO): regulation of DNA-templated transcription
Cellular component (GO): nucleus
Molecular function (GO): protein binding
Source: RefSeq, a predicted model, not a curated record
AUAAAAGUUUCUUGUAACCCUCCCAUUUUUCAUAACUCAAACCCCCAAUUCUCCAUUAAAAUUUCUUGAUUCAUCAGAAUCUUAACAAACCCUAAACAGGUUCUUCUUGAGCAAACUUUUGAUAUAUUUUCAAGAUGGAAAGAGCAUCAGCAGCUUAUGAAAAUGAUCUCAAUUUGAAGUCAACUGAAUUGAGAUUAGGGUUACCAGGCACAGAUGAAUCAUCUGAGAAACAAUCUUCAAGAAACUAUAAGAGAUCUUCACCAGAAAUGGAUAAUUCAUGUCAGAAGGAUGAACAAAAAUGUGUCCCAGCUUCAAAAGCACAAGUAGUUGGCUGGCCACCAGUUAGAUCGUACCUGAAAAACGUUCUGCACCAGAAAAAUGAUUCAGAUUUGUAUGGGAUGUUUGUAAAAGUGAGCAUGGAUGGAGCUCCUUAUCUAAGGAAGAUUGAUAUCAAGGUUUACAAGAACUACCCAGAUCUGCUCAAGGCCUUAGAGAACAUGUUCAAAUGCUCGAUCGGGGUGUAUUCAGAGAGAGAAGGUUGCAAUGGAUCUGAAUUUGCACCAACUUAUGAAGACAAGGAUGGUGACUGGAUGCUGGUUGGGGAUGUUCAUGUUCAUUACUUCUUGCAAAAGGCUAAGAAUAAUGAAAGGAUCAGAAGCUAAAGGGUUGGGAUGUCUAUAGAAACACAAGGGAGAAAUUGCAUACAAGAUGAAGUUCAAUGAGUUUCAUGCAUCAAACAAAAACCUUUCUUAACUUGGGUUCUCCGGGGAAAUACGAAGUAUUAGAUGGGAUCGGACAGUACAAUAGACAGAAGUAGUUCCAACAUUGGUCUGGUUUAGGGCAGGAAAGAAAUUUUAGAUCUGUACAACUGAAAGAUAGCCUCAUUUUAUUUUAUUUUAUUUUUCUCCAUUUUUUGUUAAUUCAUCUUUUUGAGGAUUUUUAUGUACUUAUAUUCUGUAUCC